ACAUUUGGGGGUGGGAGUUUAUAUGAAUGUAUCUCUGAGGGAAACUGACUGUCUUUAGAAAAGUUUAGAUGAUAUUUUAUUUUCAUCUGGUCUCUGUGUAAUGCAUAUUAAGCAGCAUUCAUGAAGAAACGCUGCUGUUCCAUAAGCGCCACCUGCUGCCAGAGAGUGAAACUGCGUCUCAUUCAUAGCUUCUGCUGUCUUUGUUUCAUGCAAAUGUUUUAUGUAGUAUAGUUUGACAAAACUAAAGUCAGAGCAUUCUGUUUUUGUUUUAAAAUGUCAAAUUAUACAAUCUAAUUUAGAUUUAAACUGCUUAUGCUGCUUGUAUUCAGCAUCUUUGUUUGGAUUGUGAUUCAAAUACAGUGGUUGACUCUAAUUUUGAAUGGAAAGAGCACAAGCAAAGCCUUUGUUCAUAUGAAGUUGUUUUUUUUAAUUUAUUUUUUACUUUAUUUAUUUGAUUUGGGGUUUGUUUUAAAGUGUAACUUUAGUUUUGUUAUUUGACAUUUCUGAUUCACAAAGAAAUGUGCAGCUUUGUUUUCAAACUAGGAAACCUUUCAUUUACGAUUUGGCUUAAAAAAACAAAUAAAUACAAAUAAAAUCCCGAGAAAAUCGUAUCGUGAAGUGAAUCGAUACAUCUCUAAUCAUGAAUGUCAGCACGUUUGGCACUGACAGAAUAGAUGUAAAAUACUCAAGUAAACCUCCUUUCCCUAAUUUGUGACAGAAAGCAACCAUACAACCAGUUUCGCUUGGGAAUAGAUUAAGUAUCCUACUAUGGCGAAGCCAAUUGACUCAAUAUUCUUGGUUAAGGCAAGGAAUACAGCAAAAACAACUGGGCAUGCGCACAUCGAUAUAGCGUAAUUUUUCUCACACUGUACAACAAUAAUGAUUUUUGCAUUAUUGUAAGGGUAGGUUUGAGUUUGGGUAGGUGUAGACGUUAAUAAAACACAAUCUAAUAGGUUGAAAAUUCUAUUUAUUCUUAACUUCCGGUUUCUUCUGGCCACAACCAAUAUUAUUUGACAUGAUAUGAGCAUACAGUGACGUGACGUUUUAUUCUUAUUAUUUGUUUUUGUUUAUUUUAGUUAACAUACAUUUGAAAAGCUUUGGAAUUCGCUUACAACGUCUGCGUUUCGUCAAACCAGGUAGGCGUACAGGACAAACGUCAUGAAACGUGAAAUAUAUUCACGAGCUCAUCCUUUGCCAUAGUAGGUUUCGUGAGCUCGACUCUUGUUCUCGUUCUUCUCUCACUCCUGGACAGGUAUGACGAUCGAUUAGUCGGGUCUGAGCAGGUGUUUUCCAACUCAACAGUUUGUGUUUGUGCUGUAAACAGAAACUCUCAUUUCCUGGAAACAAUAAAUGACAUUUGGUCCAAGCCAUGAAUGUCUUCAGGUGCUCUCUGGAAAUGAAAUAAAGUUGGAACGCUUAAUUUUGGAAGUAUAAACUAAUAUUCAAAGUUGACCAGAAAUGCUUAUAUUUGUCCUCCUGCUGUGUCAUUUCACUUUAUGUGGACACUGUGCGUGUAUGAGAAAAACCCUACAAACACCAACAGAUCUAGACAAUAAAGUGUUUGUUGUGGACCAGGAGGCCAACACAUUUUUAGGACGGCACCUGUUGUUCAACCGCUUCGACUUUGAGAUCUUCACCCCAGGUAAUCUAGAACGUGAGUGCUACGAGGAGAUAUGCAAUUACGAGGAGGCUCGGGAAGUCUUUGAGAAUAUCCCUGAUACAAAUAACUUUUGGAAGAUAUAUACAGCGGAUCAGGGUGAAUCCCAAUCUAAAGUUGAUGUAACAGCAUUGCUGGUGGGCAUCAUCUCCGCUGCAGUCUUUAUUGUUAUAGUUGGCCUCCUUCUCUGGUACUUCUGCAAGGGGAGGAAUAAAGACCAUGGCUUCCGAGGCUCCAUCAGACGCCGAUCCAGCCGAAGCAAUGCCACUGUGAUCAUCCGGAGACUGGAGGAGGUCUCUCUGCAUCCUAUUCCUCACACGGGCUCCAAUUCCAGCACAGAUGCUCAUGGUUUACCUUCUUAUGAACAGGCCAUUGCCAUCAACGGACCACAUGAUGCCCCGCCUCCGCCGUAUCCUGGUUCCAGGCCUGGCAGCAGCCGACGAUAACUACACCAUUGUUUGCCAAACUGAAUCAGGAUGGACUAAACCAUUUUAUUUUAUUUUUUUACUGAACUGAAAAUGUGCUAAACCAUUCGGAUGUAACUCCCUGGAAUAUCCCACUAAUAUAAUUAUUGGUAAAAUUUGGUAAUGCAUUGCAGCUUUAAGUCUUAUUAGGCAAUUAAUUAAAACAUAUUUUUGUAUACUGUAUGUAGAUAGUUAGAAAUAAUCUAGCAAGAUAAACUUUAAAACCUAAUCACCAUUUUUACUCUCUUUCAAAUUAUUUUUAAUAGUGUUUAAUUAAAACUAUAACCACUGAAAUCUACUUUUGAUUGAUGAUAAUAAUAUUUCAUUUAAUAUGGUGGGCUUUUAUGAAGGACAAAUAAUUGUAUAAUUUUUUUUUGUAUGCUAUAGUCCAUUAUAAUGAUCUAGAGUGUGACUUUGAAUUUGUGUACUGACUGGAUCAGUGUUUGUUGUACAUUUCUGAGAAAUAAUUCUGUGAACAGCACUUCAAAAACAAGAUUACCUCCUCUAAUGUCAGGGCACGUAUGUCACGCUGUGAUUUUGCACUAAACCUUGUGCGUAUAGAUAAACUAGUUAUGUUGCUUUAAUCUUAUUGAUUAUUAUUGAUCAUUUUAUUUAAUAAUUUUAUUUAAUUCUACUGGCAUAAAAACCCAGCUUUAAAGGGCAUUUUGCCAAGCGGUUGAUACUGUACAGAUGUACAAGAGGUUUAUGGAGGCUGAAGCACUUCUUUGAUGCCUUUUGAAUGAUUGUGGCAAGGCUAUGUUAUCAUAGGGCUAUUAAUAGACUUUAUAAUAAACUUUCUUCUUUGUUGACUA
Messenger RNA from Carassius auratus (goldfish), 2933 nucleotides. Its product is annotated as transmembrane gamma-carboxyglutamic acid protein 4-like. The transcript has 7 exons. NCBI's taxonomy places the organism in Eukaryota, Metazoa, Chordata, Actinopteri, Cypriniformes, Cyprinidae. The record is from RefSeq and is a predicted model, not a curated record. Gene Ontology annotation, cellular component: plasma membrane; extracellular region. Gene Ontology annotation, molecular function: calcium ion binding. Bases 1459 to 2103 code for a protein of 214 amino acids.